UACUUAAAUUAAGACAAAAAUAAAAACUCAAAAUGGCAGGGAAUGAUGUACAGUUUGCUCCUAUUCGUACCUUUCAAGAUUAUCUUCUUGGGUCUGCAAGGUUUGGGCUUCCCGAUUAUCAGAAUAAAGAAAAAUGGAAUUACAGAAUCGUGAAUAAUUUAUUGUAUUAUCAAACGAACUACAUGAUAUCUGCACUUGUGAUAUUUUUGAUCGUUGGUUAUGUCAGACCAUACGAAAUGAUACUCGGUGGAAUUUUGGUGGGCGGUACAUUUGCAGGGACACUGUAUGUUGCUUCAAAUAGCAGGGCUGAAAUUCGAGAUUUUAAAAGGAAAUAUCCUGGCGUUGUCAUUGGGAUGAUUAUCACAGUUUCUACUAUGCUGAUGUAUGCGUUGGGAUCUGUACUCGUGUUCAUAUUUGGAAUUGCAUUACCAAUGUUCUGUAUUCUUCUUCAUGCAUCAUUGCGGAUGAGAAAUUUAAAAAACAAAGUAAAUAAUAAAGUGGAAUCUGUCGGCCUUAAGACCACUCCCAUGGGAAUUUUAUUGAAAGCCAUGGAUCAAGAAUUCUGAGGAUUUCUUUUUACGUAUUAUUGUUAAGCAUGCUUGGUAUAAUAAAUUUGGUUAAUGUA
Styela clava is the source of this 625-nucleotide messenger RNA. Its product is annotated as PRA1 family protein 3-like. Lineage: Eukaryota; Metazoa; Chordata; Ascidiacea; Stolidobranchia; Styelidae. The record is from RefSeq and is a predicted model, not a curated record. Gene Ontology annotation, cellular component: membrane.